AUGGAGUCAAGCACUACAGAUAAUGAACCCACAAGGACACAUUGGGAUGAAGGCCAGAUCUGGGUCAAAUCCUGUCACGCCGCUACUAGGAAGCUCCUCGCGCUCGUCCUCUCUCGGAAGAACCAGGAAAAAUUGCAUAUCACCACCACUGAACUUAAUUUAAUCUCCGGUGAUGGGAAUGACUAUGGCCCAUGCUUUGUGCACCCAUUUUCCUAUGAUAAAAUGAGAGAAUAUGCGGUCCGUGAACAGCCUUGGGAUAAAUUCGACAUCCACGGUUUGAACAUCGAUGAUACCCCAGAAUUAUGUAGAUACCGGGGAUGGGUUAACGCGUGCCAGGUGAUUAAGGGUCUACAUUAUUCUCUGGACAACUUUUUUGGUGAUAUUCCGCCGCGUGAUAUGUCUGAUGAGGACAACGAACUUGACUCCGUAUAUGCGCCCCAAUGGCAAUGGAAUAUCACAAGCUGGGCGAACGCAAAGGAUACAUCUCAACCCCAUAUCACCGCCUUCAUGGUUGAUUCGCAGCCCUUCCGUGCCAAUCGCUUCAACUCGGGUGAGAUAUCUAUUGCCUAUGGCUUGAUCGCUAAGCGCCGAAUUGAAGAUGGAUAUAAUGACCACCGAUACAUUCCUAUCAUCAUCAUUUCUGCGUCGGGUUUCCAAGCCCGUAUCCUUCAGAUCUGGCAUGACAAGCAGAACCCCGAAGCACUACAAGUCCGCUCGUCACCGAUCAUGGACUUUAACGGUGGUGUGCAAAAUAACUUGGAUGACUGGGUCACCCUUCUAUGCUGGAUUGCAGGAGAUCCCGUCGGAGAUACAAAAAAUGGAACGGAAGUUGUUCGAGUCGUUGAGCGUGAUGCAUAG
Penicillium vulpinum is the source of this 858-nucleotide messenger RNA. RefSeq lists its product as uncharacterized. The record is from RefSeq and is a predicted model, not a curated record. The transcript has 2 exons. Bases 1 to 858 code for a protein of 285 amino acids. Lineage: Eukaryota; Fungi; Ascomycota; Eurotiomycetes; Eurotiales; Aspergillaceae.